CGACGUCAUCAGCGCGCGCGGCGGCCGAGCCGGGUGUUUCCGCCCGCCGCUGAGGGAGCGGAGAGGAGCCGAGCGGGGCGGGGGCUUUGGGCAGGCUCGGGUGGUCCCGGCAGGUCCCGGCAGGUCCCGGCUGGUUCCGUCGGCAGCCGCGCGCGGGCACCCGGCCCCGGCCGCCAUGUCGGAGAGCGCCGAGAGCCCCGGGGGGCGCCGCAGCCCCCCGGGCUCCCCCAGGCAGGGGCAGGGGCCCGCCGAGCCGCGGAUCAUCAAGGUGACGGUGAAGACUCCCAAGGAGAAGGAGGAGUUCGCCGUGGCCGAGACCAGCAGCGUGCGGCAGUUUAAGGAGGAAAUCUCUAAGCGUUUCAAGUCCCACACCGAUCAGCUUGUAUUGAUAUUUGCUGGAAAAAUUUUAAAAGAUCAAGAUACUUUGACUCAGCAUGGGAUUCAUGAUGGACUCACUGUUCACCUGGUUAUCAAAACACAAAACAGAUCACAAGACCACACAGCUCAACAAACAAAUACCACUGGCAGUACUGCUACCACAUCAACAUCAAGCAGUAGUACCUCAACAACAGCUUCAACAAAUAGUAACCCUUUUGGCUUAGGUGGCCUUGGAGGUUUGGCAGGUCUGAGUAGCCUGGGUUUAAAUACAUCAAACUUUUCAGAGUUGCAAAGUCAGAUGCAGCGGCAACUUAUGUCCAACCCAGAAAUGAUGGUUCAGAUAAUGGAAAACCCAUUCGUUCAGAGCAUGCUUUCAAAUCCUGACCUGAUGAGGCAGUUAAUUAUGGCUAACCCUCAAAUGCAGCAGCUGAUACAGAGAAAUCCGGAAAUCAGUCAUAUGCUGAAUAAUCCAGAUAUAAUGCGACAGACACUAGAACUUGCUAGAAACCCUGCAAUGAUGCAGGAAAUGAUGCGAAACCAAGACCGAGCCUUGAGCAACCUUGAAAGUAUACCAGGUGGAUACAAUGCUUUGCGACGUAUGUACACAGAUAUUCAGGAGCCAAUGUUGAAUGCAGCACAGGAACAGUUUGGAGGUAACCCAUUUGCUUCUUUAGUAAGCAAUGCAUCAUCAGGAGGGGACAGUCAGCCAUCUCGUACAGAAAAUAGAGAUCCUUUACCAAAUCCCUGGGCUCCUCAGUCCAGUUCUCAGAGUUCCACGACAAAUACCAGCACCAGCGGUGAGAGUGGUGGCAGUAGUACUGUUGGAAAUAGCACCUCUGGCAGUAUGGGACAGAGCUCAACCAUACCAAAUUUGGGACCUGGACUAGGAGCUGGUAUGUUCAACACACCAGGAAUGCAGAGCUUAUUACAGCAGAUAACAGAAAACCCACAACUGAUGCAGAACAUGUUGUCUGCACCCUAUAUGAGAAGCAUGAUGCAGUCAUUAAGCCAGAAUCCUGAUCUUGCAGUACAGAUGAUGUUGAAUAAUCCUUUAUUUGCUGGAAAUCCUCAGCUUCAGGAACAAAUGAGACAACAGCUUCCUACUUUCCUUCAGCAAAUGCAGAAUCCUGACACGUUAUCAGCUAUGUCAAACCCUAGAGCAAUGCAGGCUUUGCUACAGAUUCAGCAGGGCUUGCAGACACUAGCAACAGAAGCACCAGGACUUAUACCCGGAUUUAAUCCUGGUUUAGGUGGACUGGGAAGCACGGGAGCUCCUACAGGAUCCACUGUAUCUAGUUCUGUUCCCAGUGAAAAUACAAGUCCAGCAUCGGGAUCUACUGAACCCAGUCACCAGCAGUUUGUCCAACAGAUGUUGCAGGCGCUUGCUGGUGCAAAUACUCAGCAGUUACAAAAUCCAGAAGUUAGAUUCCAACAACAACUGGAGCAGCUGAGUGCAAUGGGCUUUUUGAACCGUGAAGCAAACUUGCAAGCACUAAUAGCAACGGGAGGAGACAUCAAUGCAGCUAUUGAAAGGCUCCUGGGCUCUCAGCCUUCAUAGCAGUGUUUCUUUAACUUGAAAAAAUGUAAUUUAUUUUUGAUAACAGCUCUUAAAUCUUUAAAAUACUUGCUUUAUUUCAUUCUGACUCUUGGGAUUGUCUCAUUAUAACUAAAAUCAGUCUGAUGCAUUUUAAGGUGGAGUGCAGUAGUUUUCUUCAAACAGUGGGGAUCAAUGAAUUUUCCCUAAGUUGUUGCAUGCAUCACACUUCUUUCGUUUUGCAUUAUUUGUGAUUUUUGAAACAAUAUCAGCUUUCACAGUUGGGUGAACAGGUUUUGCCUCAUCUGCAACUGUCCAAUUUAUUUACUACUUAAACAUUAGCCUUCAGUAGUAAUUUAUGUAGAAUACAAAUUAAAAAGGAAACAAAUUAAAGCUAUAAUUUGUGGGUACCAAUACUGCUUAUUGUGAUUUCGGCAUGUACUUUUUGCUAGCAAAAUGCUGUAAGAUUUAUACCACUUGAGUAAUCUACCAUUUUUGCUUUAAUUUGUAUAAAGUAUAAACACAGUAUAUAUAAUGGAAACAGCUCAUUUCUAGAAUUUACACAUUGCAAUAUAAUGAAAUUAUAAGUAACCAAAAAAGCCAGAAAAAAAAAGUCGCAAAACAUGUUUUCAGUGUAGAAUCUUUCAGCCUAUUUGGUAACCAUCUCAGCAAAGGAGCUUAGGCAAGUUCGUUUAAAAUAUACUAGAAGUACUGUUCUGGUUAUCUCUUUAAGUCUAACUGUACAGAAACUUGGAUUGUAACAUUGUCUCAAUAUUCCUGAAGAUUAACUGUAAAUUACUUCAAUCAUUGUGCAAAUUUAAGGGGUACUGCCCUGUGCUCUCAAACUGCUUCUAAGGCUUUUGGGUUUGUUCCACUGAGAUUCUAACAUGUAUUGAUUUGCAAUUGGCAACAUUAGUUUCACACACUGUCGCGUGAUACUCUUAAUUACUUCUAAACACCAUGUAAAAAUACUGUAUAUCUUUUGGGUUUUUAUUGGUAGUUACCUCUGUUGUGCACAGGUAAUAAAUAAAUUAAAUCUUUAAGCA
This is a messenger RNA of Cygnus atratus (black swan), 2958 nucleotides long. RefSeq names its product ubiquilin 1 (gene UBQLN1). Gene Ontology annotation, molecular function: polyubiquitin modification-dependent protein binding. The coding region runs from base 176 to 1936 and encodes 586 amino acids. Lineage: Eukaryota; Metazoa; Chordata; Aves; Anseriformes; Anatidae. Gene Ontology annotation, cellular component: cytosol. The transcript is spliced from 11 exons. The record is from RefSeq and is a predicted model, not a curated record. Gene Ontology annotation, biological process: ubiquitin-dependent protein catabolic process.